Molecule: messenger RNA, 634 nt
Organism: Aspergillus ruber CBS 135680
Lineage: Eukaryota; Fungi; Ascomycota; Eurotiomycetes; Eurotiales; Aspergillaceae
Exons: 1
Coding region: 179-544 (121 amino acids)
Source: RefSeq, a predicted model, not a curated record
GUUAUUCUCGAGAGCGCAAUGUAUCGGGAUGCAGGCAAUCUGUACAUCACCUCGGAAUACCAUUUCUGAAAAGAACCUAGAGAGUUUGUGGGACUCGCUCUCUAAGUGAAAAAUUCCCUGGUGAGCCAGCUCCGACCAAUCUUCCAAGAGAUAAGAUCACUGCCUACUCGUGACUUCUAUGGAGGUGUUGAAGGAGUACUUUAGCAGGGCUAUGGUUCUGCGAUCUAAAGAGUACGCUGCUUCCUGUGAUGAACAAUGGUGGCAUCGGGAGUUUUUGCUCCGGCACCUUCCCUCCUUGCUUGCCUGCCAUCCACUCUCGUUCCCCCAUGGGACUCUAGCCCUGGGGCGCAUUCUGGCUAGGGAAAUUCACAAUCCUCUUUCAUGGACUGAAGAAUAUAAGGUUGUCGCUAUUGGGAAACAGCGGGAUGGUGCCCUACAUACUAGGAAUAUGCCUGUGCCUAUCACAAUUUCCAGUGGUAUGAGGACUGGUCAGAGUAUUUUGAGAAGCUCCUCGACCCUUGGCCAGUGGAAGCUGCUGUGCUAGCGUCUAUGGGUUCCUUGGUUGAGGGGAAAGCGAUUCAAAUGGAGAGCAAAAAGAUUGAAACUAGAUUCCCGUCUCACUUGUCUCAUGUAA